This is a messenger RNA of Temnothorax curvispinosus, 456 nucleotides long. RefSeq names its product proline-rich protein 2-like. Lineage: Eukaryota; Metazoa; Arthropoda; Insecta; Hymenoptera; Formicidae. The transcript has a single exon. The annotation marks the transcript as partial. The record is from RefSeq and is a predicted model, not a curated record.
AUGAGCCCGCUGAACAGGGGACCCCUUAUGGGGCCCAGAUUGCCGCCGGCCGGCGCGCGUCAGCUUCCGCCGCCUAGGUUCGUGGGUAGAAUAACGCCGCACGGCAUGCCGCCGCGGAUGCCGCCGCUGCCGCCGUUGAAUCCAAUGUUCGGGCCGCGGCAGAGGCUGCCGCUGCCACCGAGGCCCGCCGGCGGCGUAUCCCGGCCCAACGGCAUGCUGCCGCGGUUCCCGGCCGGUCCCCGAUCGCGCGGCAUGGCGCCCAUCGUGCCGUCGAUGGGACCGCGUGGCUCCGGCCCGCCGCGCGGCCCUCCCAUGCGACCGUGGCCCCGACGGAUGCCGUUGCCGCCGCCGCCGUUGCCGCUGCAGAUGGUACCGCCCAUGAGGCCCAGGUACAACGCGGGCAAUGGGAAUGCCAAGGCCAAGACGAUGGGUAACGCGAAAAAGGUCAAGGUCGAA